AUGGAACACUUGGAGCUCGUGGCCCACGCCAAAGAGUUUGACGAGUCCCUUCACCACCAUCAAGAAGAGGCGGCGCACGUCUCCCACGACAACGCGGCCAACCAUGCCACCACUUCGGCAGAGAAACCGCCGCGCGCUGCUCACGACGUAGACAAGCAAGAGCCCGCCAACACCGCCGCACCGCAUCCGAUCGACGCAGCGACGACGAGCAUUGACCCCGACAAUGCACCCGCAAAGGACCGCGGUUGGGCCGCCUGGCGCUUCGUGCUCGCGUCGGCGACGAUGGAGUUCAUGGUGUGGGGCGCCUCGUACGGCUACGGCUCCUUCCAGGACUACCACCAGCACAACGACGCCUCGCCCUUCCACACGGCCUCGCUCACCUCGACCUCGUCCAUCGGCACCACGUUGCUCGCCGGGCAGCACUUUAUCCCGCUCGUCGCCUUCGGCCUCUACUCGAUGUUCCCCUCGCUCAUCAAGACGUUCACCUACACCUGCGUCGUUGCCUCGGCACUCUCGCUGCUCAUCGCCAGCUUCGCCCAGUCGGUGGCGCUGCUCAUCGUCUUCCAGGGCCUGCUGCUCGGCAUCUUUGGCGGCAACCUCUUCACCACCACCAUCCUCUGGCUGCCCAACUGGUUCGACAAGAGGCGCGGCUUUGCCACCGCGCUCAUCUUUGCCGGCUCGGCCGUCGGCGGCAUCCUGUGGCCGAUUCUGUUUACACAGAUGCUCGAGCGCAUCGGGUUCCGGUGGACACUCAGGGCGUGGGCGCUCAUGCAGCUCGUCGUGACUGGCGGCGCAGUAUCGUGCCUCCAGCCCGGCUGCAGGCUCGAAAGCACCCAAAGGCCGAUUCGGUGGAAGCGUAUCGUACCCGGCUUUCCGCGCUCGCUCCUCUCGCCGCUCACCCUGCUCAACGCCGGCGUGAUCCUCACCCAGACCACAGCGUGGUACUCGGUGUCGCUCAACAUCUCCAACUACGCCACCGCCAUGGGCUUCAGCAGCGCCACCUCCACGGGCGUGCUCUCGGCAUUCAACGCUUCGGCGGCGGUGACGUACUUUGUGCUCGGCUACCUCGUGGACCGCUUCCCCUACCCGCUCAUCAUGGCCACCUCCACCACGCUCAACCUCGUCUUCACCGUGCUCGUUUUCGGGUUUGCCGGCGGCUCGCUCACCAAGAUCAUCGUCUACGUCGUCUUCUUCGGCAUCUCGGGCGGAGGGUUCAGCUCGUUCCUCACGCCCAUGUCGCGCGAGAUCAAGGACAAGGCGCAGUCGGACGAGUUUUCGCUGCGCUUCCUCUACCUCGUCUGCAUCCGCGGGCUCGCAGCCAUGUGCGGACCCAUCAUCGCGGUGCAGUUCUACCCGGACCAGCUGAGCAAGCCGUCGGCGUACGGCAGCUUCGGCUUCACGCCCUUCAUCGCCUUCAUCUCGGCCACGCUGGCGAUUUCGACGCUGGCGUCGCUCGUCGUGUUUGUCUACAAGCGCUACAACCAGCCGCGGCUGCAACGGCGCAAAGCCAGCCUACCUGUCACGCCGCCGCCCGAGCCCAGCUCCGCGGUGUGA
This is a messenger RNA of Moesziomyces aphidis, 1554 nucleotides long. NCBI's taxonomy places the organism in Eukaryota, Fungi, Basidiomycota, Ustilaginomycetes, Ustilaginales, Ustilaginaceae. The record is from the annotation of a GenBank genome assembly.